AUGUUACCUGGUAUUGGAGUAUUUGGCACAGGUGCCAUAGCUAAAGUUUUAGUACCAUUCCUUAGGGAAAAGGGAUUCGCUGUGGAAGCUAUUUGGGGGAUAACUUUACAAGAAGCUGAAUUUGCUGCCAAGGAACUUAAGAUACCGUUUUUUACAAACAAAAUAGAUGAUGUAUUGCUGAAAAAGAAUGUAAAUUUAGUGUUCAUAGUCUGUGCACCCAAUUUGCAUGCGCAAAUAUCGGUCAAAGCUUUAGGCAUAGGAAAACAUGUCGUCUGUGAUAAACCAGCCGGCCUUUGUCAGGCAGAAGCCUUGAAAAUGGUUCGAGCUGCACAAUACUACCCCACAUUAAUAUCCAUUGUUAACCACUCUCUAAGGUUUUUGCCUGCCUUCAGCCAUAUGAAAAAAUGCAUUCAAGAAGGGUAUUUGGGAAAUCCUGAUGAGCUUACACUUAUCGAUGUUAGAGUUCAAAUGGGACCAUUGGUAGGAGAUACAUAUAACUGGUUGUGUGAUGACACAAUGGGUGGAGGAACACUCACAUUGGUUGGAAGUCAUGUUAUAGAUUUAGUCAGUUUUCUCACUGGACAAAAAGUGGACAAGGUCCAUGGAGUGCUACGAACAUUUGUUGAAGAAACGCCAAAAGUGAACGGUAUUAGAAAGAUCACAGCACCUGAUUUCUGCACAUUCCAGUUGCAAAUGGAAAAGGGUUUAUUAGUAACUGCUACUCUAAAUAACCAUUUGCCUGGACCCUGUUUUAAUCAAGAAAUCUAUGUUUGCAGCAAGAGAGGCUACUUAGUGGUCAGAGGUGGUGAUUUGCAUGGUAAAUUGCAUAAAACUUCUACCAACAUAAUUCCAGAAGAAGAUUGUAAAAGAUUACAGGAUAAGGAAGAUGUUAUCUAUGUGGACAUUGAGGAUUUAAGCUGUGCUUCUAGUGUUGUCCCUAAACCGUACAUAAAAGGUUUGUGUAAAAUGAUAAGUGCUUUAAAGGAAGCAUUCUUACCUGUAAAAGAGCAAAUGGAUUGGGUCAAGGAACCGGUUAAGGCUGCUGCUACCUUUGAAGAUGGGCAGAGAGUACAAGCCACUAUGGAAGCCCUACGCCAAUCAAAUGAAGAUGGAAGAUGGAUGUCUGUUCAUCUUCUAACUGAGCCACCAGAUCCUAACCCAGCCCUAUCAGCUGCAGUGAGAAGGACUGCCAUAUCUUUACAAUAG
This is a messenger RNA of Chilo suppressalis (striped riceborer), 1206 nucleotides long. Lineage: Eukaryota; Metazoa; Arthropoda; Insecta; Lepidoptera; Crambidae. The record is from the annotation of a GenBank genome assembly.